This is a messenger RNA of Talaromyces proteolyticus, 1320 nucleotides long. RefSeq lists its product as uncharacterized. Bases 1 to 1320 code for a protein of 439 amino acids. Lineage: Eukaryota; Fungi; Ascomycota; Eurotiomycetes; Eurotiales; Trichocomaceae. The transcript has 5 exons. The record is from RefSeq and is a predicted model, not a curated record.
AUGGCUGACCCUAUUUCUAUCUCAUUUGCUGCAAUUGAAUUGAUUAAACAAUGUGCCAAAAUAAUCAAAGUAAUCAAAGAUACCGUGGAAACGGCCAGAUCUGCCAAGGAAGCACUGAUGGAGUUGCUACGUCAGGCAGAGCGAUUUCGGGGCCUCUUGCAAUUAGCACGCUCGCUGGCAGGCCAAGCAAGACAUGGUUCUUCUCCUGGUUCUCUGUUUCAAUUCAAUGACAGCAUAUAUAGACAGACCCUACGAGAGAUCACAAUCUUUGUAAACGAAGUUUCGAGAGUAACAGGCGACUUUCGUGGUGGAGUGUGGUGGAUAACCCACAAAAAACAAGCAGAUGGGCUGGUGAGCAGGAUGGCGACCCAUGAAUACGAAAUUAAUUCUUUACUUCAAUCAAUCGCAGCGGUCACAUCUCUGAGGACCUACGACGAAGUGAAGGAACUCAGCGAGAGAGUGAUUUGUCAAAUGGAAAUUACCACUCCUUUCGAGAAUUUGUCGGUUCAAGGUCCUUCCCAAUCGCCCACAGGUGAUUUAGAUUUCCAAGAACAACACUUUACUUACUGGCUCGGGGAAACUUUACAACUAGACAUUGAAAAUGAAUAUCUUGAUAGACGGACCAAGCUUUCCAAUGCCGCAUAUUGGGGUGAUUGGGAUUCACUCUUUCAGAUAAUCCAUGAUGCACACGCGGAAUUCUCUGAGUCCUGGAUCAAUUGUAUUCGAUUAAGUAAGGAUAUUCCCAAAGUCUAUGGAUUGACUUCAACUGACUUGAUUAUCAAAGAGCCGCAAAUAGAAGCCGACAAGGUGUCUGGAUGGACUCCACUUCAUCAGGCAGUAUAUAUGAAUGCUUCCAUUGAUGUAGUUGAAAAGAUGAUAUCUCUUGGAGCUUGGAAGGCUAUCCGAACAUUCUGGACUGAUGACGGGGAAUUCCCUUUCAAAAAUAUGACUCCGCUCGAGAUGGCACGCUCUCUCGGCUUAUCGCAUCUUUUUGAAGUUCUGUCUCCAGUCAUACGGCACAACAUUCCAUCGGAAAUUUUACAAAUAUUGGAAGAGAAUUUUCAUGGCUUAAUCCGCGCUGAUCUGGGUAAUCUCAUUCUGGCCAAGACACUGCGUCUACCCAAGUUGAUAGUCCUAAUCGAACUAAAUACUCCGCAAAUGUGGUUUCCAGUGAAACUAGCCAGCAAUAGUCUGCAGGGCUAUUUCUGUAUUCUUGAUCAACGUGAGUUAGUUGUCAAGAGUUUAGGAACGCAUAAGUCUGGACAACCUCAGCAAUAUCGCAUAUCGGAAAGUGGGGUGUGUGAGAAUUAUAUCCAUUAA